GAGACGGUGGAGCAGACGGAGAGCGGCACGCGGAGAGGACGGUCAUCCGCUCAGAGGACAGCAGCGAAUCAAACCAGAACUGAUGCUGAAAACGAGCAAGCGGCUACUAAAGAGUGUGAGGAUGAAGAGGAGGAGAGAUCGAGCAGGACACGCAGAGGAAGAUCCUCCAGAGCAUCUGAAACACGCUCUGCUUCACAGCCCAAGGAGGCGGAGCCAGCCGUGGAGGAGGAGCCAAAAGAGCAGAACCGCAGGAGUCUCCGCUCUACAGCUCAGACCAGAGACACUCCUGCAGUGAAACCUGGACUGAAACGGAAGAGAUCAGACGAUCUUCCUGCUUCGGCUCCAGACUCAACAGUAGAGAUGGAGGAACCAGACCAAUCUGCCAAACAGAGAAAAGAUGAAGAUCAGGACACCAUCAAAGCGAGUGAUGAAGAGGAGGAGAGGAAGGAGGAGGAAGAUGUGACCCAGAGACCGACCCGUCGCGGACGACCCUCCAAAACGUCUUCUGCCACAGAUGACUCGGACACCGGAGCGUCAGAGAAGAGAGAGGAUGAUGAAGAGGAGAGCAGAGGAAGAGCGACGACUCGAGCUGCGUCUCGUCUGGAGGCAGAGAGGAAUAAACCCAGCAAACCGUCCACUCGAGCGCUCAGUAAACUCAGCGGGAAAGAGGAAAGCUCCCCGAACACACGGUCGGCGAGGGGACGCAAGCGUGACUCCAGUCCUGCACUUCCUCGCACACGUGGAGCACAGAAAUCUGACGAGCCGCCUCCAAAAAGAGGCAAACGAUGAAGAGUCUGCCUGAUCUCCUGGAGUUCACUGGGAAAUCAAUCUGAAUCAGAGCCGAGAAUCAACAUGAUGGAGAUCUGCAGACGGAGGAAGAAGAGCUGCUGUGUGUGUAACUCAUCCAGUUCAUCAGAAACUGUGUGUGUGUGUGUGUCAGAGAUGCUCAUUCUGUGAAUGUCAGUAUUUUUUAUUUUAUAUUUUACCUUUUUAUUAUAAACCCUAAUAUUGCUCUGAUCCAAUUUUAGGUGUUUUUAGAUUUUUUUUUUUUUUUUUUUGCAAGUUUUUAAUUGUUAUUUGAUGUUUCUGUGAGCUUGUGUGUGUGGUUCAGAAUCCGUGUCUCGGGUGUUAUUGGGCGUUUACUGCUGCAGGACACAGCUGUGAUCUCGUUUCUUCCAGCAGGAGGAUCUCUUCAGAUGAACCAUUCACUUAUUCCCUUCAUUUACAGCUCAGUCCCUCAGACACACUGCACAAGUGAUCAGAACAUGACAGAAAAACCUUUACAGUUGUGCUUACAGUAAUUAAAACCUGAUCCCUUGUAUAAUGCUAAAACAUAUGAUGUUUCUCAGUGUCUCUGUCUGGUUUUCAGCUCAAAUACUGAAACAUUCUGAAAUCAAGAAACAUUUACCGAAGAAGCAAAGUGACCUGAUGAAAGAUAUCAAAAUGGUUUGAGUUUUUGCUGAAAACAUAAACAUCUGCCGAUGUGGUCAGGAAAAUAAUCAUGCUCUCACUUUGAGUUUAUUUUCUGAUCCCAUUGGCACUUAAUUUUGGUAGAUAAAAUAAAAGUGUAGAAUUUAAAUUAAUAAAGAAUAAUAAUAAAUAAACAUAAUGACACGAAGCUAA
Carassius auratus (goldfish) is the source of this 1623-nucleotide messenger RNA. RefSeq names its product AP-3 complex subunit beta-1-like. Lineage: Eukaryota; Metazoa; Chordata; Actinopteri; Cypriniformes; Cyprinidae. Bases 361 to 789 code for a protein of 142 amino acids. The transcript has 13 exons. The record is from RefSeq and is a predicted model, not a curated record.